Messenger RNA from Prionailurus viverrinus (fishing cat), 2629 nucleotides. RefSeq names its product epoxide hydrolase 3 (gene EPHX3). Gene Ontology annotation, molecular function: hydrolase activity. The record is from RefSeq and is a predicted model, not a curated record. Gene Ontology annotation, cellular component: intracellular membrane-bounded organelle. The coding region runs from base 1005 to 2180 and encodes 391 amino acids. The transcript has 6 exons. Lineage: Eukaryota; Metazoa; Chordata; Mammalia; Carnivora; Felidae.
GCGCUGGACUAACUGGAGGACUUCCCGGGGUCGAGGCCACUGGACCCGCCGUUGGAACCAGGCCUGGGUGAGGGUGCUGCUAGGUCUCUCCCAGCCAGGCCAAGGACAGGGCCGCGCAGUCCAGGGAGGGGAGCUCCGAAGGGCGGCGGCAGGGGCUCUCAAGUCCUCCCCGGGUUGCGGCGACCGCCCGCGCCUCCUAAUCCCAGCCAAGGCACUACCUGUCCCCUCCUUCCGCUUCCGGGCCCGCCCGCCCCGCCAUAUUAGGUCCCGGCCCCGCCCCCCGUCCCUUCAUCCCGGAGCCGGGCCGACCCGCAGCUUAUUGGCCCAGCCCUCGCACCCAAAGUAUCCGGGCCCAGCCUCCGGCCUUCUCCCGCCCAACUUUAGGCCCCGCCUCAUCUGGACUCCACCCUCGCCCCGCCCGCCCUCUAAGCCACGCCUCCAUCCCCUACGCAGCUCCUAGGCCAAGGUGGGUCCACGGUUCCGGCGCGUAGGCCGCACCUACCCUGCAUUGCUCCGCCCCCUCGCUCCAGGCUCCGCCCAUUUCACUAAAGUCACCUCCUUAUUCCCUGUUUGUCCAGACAUCAAUCUCCCUCUAGACUUAAUAUUCCCACCCACCCGCGGCGGAGUCCUACUAGGCCCCGCCCCCUUAUGAAGCCCCCCCCCCGCCUGCCUAGGCCCCGCCCUCAAUUCGCUUCCCCUCUCCUCAAAGCCCCUCCCCAGCCUCGGAAGCCUGGUCCUCGCAGGCUCCAUCCCCGCACCCUAUCCUUGUUCCCUGUCGCCGUCGCGCCCAGGUGUUUACCUGGCACUUAGGUGACUCGUGUGCGGUGGCUGUUUCGAUAUAAGCCUCCCGCCUCUUCUCUCGGCGCGUUCCUUAAGCUCAGGAGGCACGGAGGGUCCCCAGACCAAAGGCGGUGGGCUUCCCAGCCCGAAUCCCGCCUCGCUGCUGCUGCUCUCGCCCCCCGCCCCCCGAAGGCAGCGCCGAAGUCGUCCCAGGUCGCGGCGACAUGCCGGAGCUGGUGGUGACAGCGCUGCUGGCGCCGUCGCGCGUCACUCUGAAGCUCCUGCGCGCCUUCAUGUGGAGCCUCGUGUUCUGCGCGGCGCUGCUGACCGCCGCCGUCUACGGCUGCAUCGCGCUCACGCACGUGCUGUGCCGGCCCCGGCGCGGCUGCUGCGGGCGCCCCCGGCGCACCCCACCCGCCUGCUUGAGCGACCCCACGCUGGGCGAACAUUGCUUCCUGACCCUCAAGAGCUCGGGCCUGCGCCUCCACUAUGUCUCCGCUGGACGUGGCAACGGACCCCUCAUGCUGUUUCUGCACGGCUUCCCGGAGAACUGGUUCUCCUGGCGCUACCAGCUUUGGGAGUUCCAGAGCCGCUUCCACGUGGUGGCUGUGGACCUACGGGGUUACGGCUCCUCAGAUGCACCUCGGGAUGUUGACUGUUACACCAUCGACCUGCUGAUGGUGGACAUCCAGGAUGUCAUCCUGGGCCUGGGUGCGGAUACCCCCAUCCCAGGCCUGGCCUCCCUCACCCCUGCCUUGCUUCUCCCUGGCUUCUCAUCUGCACUGGUUCCUCUCACCCCCCCAGGUUAUUCCAAGUGCAUCCUGGUGGCCCACGACUGGGGUGCGGUCCUCGCCUGGAAUUUCUCCAUCUACUACCCGUCCCUGGUGGAGCGGAUGGUUGUUGUCAGUGGGGCCCCCAUGUCUGUGUACCAAGACUACUCUACACACCACAUCAGCCAGUUCUUCCGUUCCAACUACGUGUUCCUGUUCCAGCUUCCCUGGCUGCCUGAGAAGUUACUGUCCAUGUCUGACUUCCAGAUCCUGAAGACCACCCUCACACACCGCAAGAGAGGCAUCCCACACUUAACUCCCAACGAGCUCGAGGCCUUCCUUUAUGACUUCUCCCAGCCCGGUGGCCUCACUGGGCCCCUCAACUAUUACCGAAACCUCUUCAGGAACCUUCCCCUGGAGCCCCAGGAACUGGCCACGCCCACGCUGCUGCUGUGGGGAGAGAAGGACACCUACUUGGAGCAGGGGCUGGUAGGAGCCAUCAGCAGUCGCUUUGUGCCCGGCCGGCUGGAGGCCCACAUCCUGCCAGGCGUGGGGCACUGGAUCCCACAGAGCAACCCCGAGGAAAUGCACCAGUACAUGUGGGCCUUCUUGCAAGACCUGCUAGGCUAGCAGCCCUCGCUCCCUGGCCUGUGUGCACCUGGGAGUCCACACCACGUGCACACCACGACAGACUGCCGGAUCACACACAGGCGUGGAACUCCUAGACCACACACGAGUGUGUCUGUGGAUGCCCGCAGGCACACCAGGCUGUUUGCCCACACACCAGUGUGAGUGUCUGUGCACCUGAACAAGCACUUCAGCCCUGGGGAACCGGGAACUUCUCUCCUCUGCAGAGCUGGAUACCCAGUGUCCUACCUGUCCCCUCCCUGGGGCCUUCCCCUUCCUGCCAACAUCAGCCCCCAGAGCUGCACAAACCACAGACUCUGACCUUCCUGUCCCUGGCUUUCAUCUCCAAUCUGAGUCUUCAGCUAAAAGCUGUUCUGUCCAGUAGGGUAACUGGCAACCGUAUCUGGCUGCUUCAAUUUAAAUGGAAAUUAAUUAAAAUAUGAUCGAUUAAA